GAGUCGUCCUCUUCUCCAAGCACCGAGACCGACACCCUCACCUGGAUCAACUGGUUCUGCUCCUUGCCCGGCCACGAGUACUUUUGCGAGGUCGCAGAGGACUUUAUCGAGGACGACUUCAACCUGACAGGCCUCGCGAGCCUCGUCCCGUUCUACAAGGAGGCCAUGGAGAUGGUCCUCGACGUCGAGCCCGAGGACGACGAGAUCCACCGCGUGCCGGACGUGUCGAUCGUCGAGUCGAGCGCAGAGCUCCUGUACGGCCUCAUCCACCAGCGCUACAUCCUCACCCGCCAGGGCCAGCAGCAGAUGUACGCCAAGUUUGACGCGGCCCACUUUGGCACGUGCCCGCGCGUGUACUGCACCCAGGCCAAGCUCGUGCCGUGCGGCAGGAGCGACCUCCCCGGCGUCGACACGGUCAAGCUCUUCUGCCCGAGCUGCCUCGACAUGUACGUGCCGCCGAGCUCGCGCUUCCAGGGUGUCGACGGCGCCUUUUUCGGCACCACGUUCCCGCACCUCCUCUUCCAAACCUACCCGCCGCCGACCUCGCUCCCGGCACCCGCACCCGCCACGGCCGACCCGGCCGCGCGCGAGCCGACGACGCCGCUCACGAGCCUCGCAAAGGUCUACGUCCCGAGGAUCUACGGCUUCAAGGUCUCGGAGCGCGCGAGGAGCGGGCCGAGGAUGCAGUGGAUGCGCAUGCGGGUGCGUCGUUGUGUCCCUCUUUCUUUCUCUCGCUCUCGUCCUCGUCGAUGCCGUCGCACCCCUCGAGCGCAGCCCUGA
This is a messenger RNA of Rhodotorula graminis WP1, 780 nucleotides long. RefSeq lists its product as uncharacterized. The transcript has 6 exons. Gene Ontology annotation, molecular function: protein kinase regulator activity. The annotation marks the transcript as partial. Lineage: Eukaryota; Fungi; Basidiomycota; Microbotryomycetes; Sporidiobolales; Sporidiobolaceae. Gene Ontology annotation, cellular component: protein kinase CK2 complex; cytoplasm. The record is from RefSeq and is a predicted model, not a curated record.